AUGGCCUACGAUGGCGCCCCUGGUAAUUUGGGAUGCUACGAGGAUUGUCAUGGUUUUUGGGGUUGUAAUAAUCGUGCCCUGCCGAUCGGACCAGUAGAUAGCGACCAUCAAUCUGUGGAGUGGUGCUUUAAGCACUGUCUAGAUGAGCUUACACCAAGCAACAAGUACGCGGGGCUUGAAUACGAACACCAAUGUUUCUGUGGAAAUAACGAAAACUACGGCAGAUUUGGAAAAAAGGCGGACUCUGAGUGUCAAGCCACGUGCACGGGAAACAGCGACCAGAUCUGUGGAGGCGACAGUCGGAUCUCUAUAUACAGAAUAUCGCAAGGAGUAUGCAGUAACCACAUAGGACCACCCACCAACGGAGACCACGCCAUCACCAACCCGCGUUCACUGUCUUACAAUCUCAACAACUUCAAGUUCUUCGGGACUCGUGUAGAUUUCUCCUGUGACCCUGGAUAUACCCUCCAUGGAGCAUCAAGCAUUGAAUGCACUGAGACUGGCAACAACAACGUCGCAUGGAGUCAACUGGUACCUACAUGUGAAGUGCCUACAACCACAGCAAAUACACGGCUGUCCAAUUACACGACGCCCAAAAGUACAACCCCAUCGCAAACCAGAACUACAACCUCCACUAGGAGUAGCAACACCUUCCAGUCAUUGACAGGAUACACUACUGAUGUCGGAACUGGAAACAACCAGACGACAGGAGACUUACAAACACGCACAACUGAGAGGACCUCCACAAACAUCAUACCUCCAACCUGGGAAAGCACAUGGGCUCCUGAUCAUGGGAGGAACAGUCCUAUCGCUGGAAAGUUAGGAACAGGUGAAGUUGCUGGAAUUGCUGUUGGGGCCCUGGUAGCAUUGACUGUGCUAAUAGUGGCAGUGGUUUUUCUAUGGCGAAAAAGGAGCAGGAAGCCUAAAGAACAGAAGGAACCAGAUAUUGCCUUGGAUACGGUUGGUGCCCAUUACUUAAACCACACGUUCGCCAACCACCUCUCGGAUACCAGCGACACUGCACAAAACCAAGGCGAUCGCGACAGUGCUCCGCCUGUGUACAGCCAAGUCGUCAAGAGAAGACCCGCGGCCGCCGAUGAAAGCGCCACACUUUCGGUUCCCCCUCAAAAUGACCAAGACGGCGACAGCGGGUGGGUUGACAAUGAAGUGUACGGAUGCCAAUCGUUUCCGAUAGAGAUCGAGGCGAGAAACAAAGAUAGAGACGGACGACCAAACGACCAACCACCGAUGACCAUGGAAGGAAAGCCGGGAUGGGUGGAAAAUAUCAUCUAUGAAUAGUAUGAUCCUAAAGAAUAACAUCAAUCAAAGGCACUAGAAUCAUUUGCAUUUAUCCCAAAAGUAGCAUACCAAAUUAUUAUCAAAAAGCUUACUUGGAUGAAAGACCGUUCUGUAAAUUUGCCUCAUAUUGGUACAAAUUAUUGACAGGCUGUGGUAGUUUUGUUAACCGAGGGUUUGGUGCCUUGACUGACAUUGAUAAUAAGGUGGGUUCAGCGCUGGUGAGAACAUGUAAAUUAUGGAUUUAGUUAAAGGGAAUAUACAUCAUUUGCUUUUGCUGUAUUUUUCAGAAAUGGAUGGA
This is a messenger RNA of Patiria miniata (bat star), 1597 nucleotides long. RefSeq names its product cell wall integrity and stress response component 2-like. NCBI's taxonomy places the organism in Eukaryota, Metazoa, Echinodermata, Asteroidea, Valvatida, Asterinidae. Gene Ontology annotation, cellular component: plasma membrane. The coding region runs from base 1 to 1299 and encodes 432 amino acids. The record is from RefSeq and is a predicted model, not a curated record. The transcript is spliced from 6 exons.